AGGGUGUGAGUUGCGGACACAACGCCAUGAUGGAUCAAGCUAUAUCAGAUAUCAUCCAUGCUCAUCCUUUUGGCAAACAUCUGGAUAUGUUCCGCAAUUCGUUGAAUUCUUCUCAAUCCCUUGACACGGUCAGCAAUACAGGCCUCCAGAAUCUCGGGCUGCAGCUUCUAGGCUUGCUGCAGGUCCAUGAUGCCGCUCGUCUACUCCCUACCAAGAGCGGAAGAACUCUCUUCAACGAGCUUCCAAGACUCGUUUCGGCAAUCACUGACGACGACUUCGAUUUUGACCGCAUUAGACCACUCUUGAAUGCUGUGAUCACAAACAAACCCGAUAACUAGAUCUGGAAUCAGGCCUAUAAUGCCGUUCCCGAAUUUCCCCCACCACCUCGACCGGUUGUAUCCUCCCUCCAACAAACGCCGUGGCUUCGGAAUACUGACAGUUUCGUGAAUUCCUCUGAAUAUCGCAAAUACAUGGACGGCGCACUGAAAUAUGAACUCGGUGAUAUAUGCGUUAGUGUUCCUCGAUUCUACGCGACAUUUUUCGAAGGCGUGGCAGACCUUGAGACCGCAUCCAAGGCUAUUUUCAAGAAGUGUACGGAAGGAACUAGUCCACUUUUCUUUGACGAGUGGACUGGAUGGCCUCAAGAUGCAAAUGAG
Messenger RNA from Pseudomassariella vexata, 656 nucleotides. RefSeq lists its product as uncharacterized. Lineage: Eukaryota; Fungi; Ascomycota; Sordariomycetes; Amphisphaeriales; Pseudomassariaceae. The record is from RefSeq and is a predicted model, not a curated record. The transcript is spliced from 2 exons. The coding region runs from base 27 to 338 and encodes 103 amino acids.